UCUAUGGGUGUAAUUCGUAUAGUUACAAUGAGGCUGAUGAUGCUUAUGCGGGGAGAUAUACCUAGAGGCUAAUGCAUCCUCCCGUGAGCGUUUCCGAACACGCGUCGAUUUGCUCUUCGUCUUCGGCUUCCUGCGAUUGCUUGCCGCCGAGUCUUCCACCCAGUCCGUGCAACUUCACCGACCGUGCGACUUCGGAUCGAAGUUGAUUCCGCAGGAUUCUGCUUCGUUGCAUCAUCCGAGUAACUGCCUAUCCGUCGUAGCAAGAUCGGAUUAGGGAUUUUGCAGCUUAGUAUGAUCAAGAUGAAGAGCUGUACAUGGAGAUAUCUUUGAUUUUGUUUCUUAGGGAAAUACAUUCAUAUAGGGGAGUUAGGAUCUGGGACUUGUUGCCAAAGACAUUGCUCAUAUGACUAUGCAGCAUAGAUGACAUGCAGGAUGGCUGCUGGUCAACAGAAGAAACGUUUAACAAGUUCUAAUAUCCAUGAACAAUUCAAAGGAAAGAAGAAAAGGCAGGACUCAUCUGAUUGCAUAUUAAAUCUAAGAUGCCAUAUAGAUUUGGAAUGGGAUGACAUUCAAAGAAGAGUUUGGGCAAAGAAGGAACAAGUUGGCCUUUCAUGGACAGACAUCACUCCCUUCCUUGAUAUUGUUUCCCUGGCUCAUAAUGGUUUGGCCGAUAUCAUUGCUGUUCCACAAGAAAUGUUUAGCUUGGACAAUUUGAUGAAUGUGCUUUCUUAUGAGGUUUGGGCAACUUGUCUCUCAGAAUCAGAGCGAAAGCUUCUCACUCAGUUUCUUCCUAGUGGGAAAGGUGCAGAACAAAUAGUUCAUUCAUUACUUAAGGGCGAAAAUCACUAUUUUGGAAACCCUUUCUUGAAAUGGUCUACUUCACUUUGCGCUGGAAAUCUUCAUCCAGACAAUGUUUUGCAAGCAGAGCAACAAUCUCUAUUGAAUAAGAAGGCAUAUUAUUCUGAGAUAAAUAAGUAUCAUAAAGGCAUGCUAAGGGUUAUAAAAAAUUGGAAAGAGGGAUGGUUAAAUUGCAAGGAUCCAGAGAAAUUGUGGAGUGAUGGAUAUACCAAGAACAAGCAAGGGAGUUUAGCUACUUCCACUGAAGAGGCUAAUGACCUUACAAUCUCCAAGAGGGAAUUAAGACCUGAUAUGGAUGCUGAUGAUACUGAUAUAUACAUGUCAUAUAUAAAGGUAAGCAAGACGCAACAUCAGCUGGUCAUGAAUUUAAAGCAAUCUGCAGAUGGUAUUCAAUAUAAGUUGCUUGGUCGUUUGCUUGGUGAUUUGAACUCCUUUCAUGUUUAUCCUUACAUAACAUUUGAGGAGGAAGAGAAGCAGAAGUUGCAUGAGCACUGGUUACAAAUGGCAAACAAGGAUCUCCCAGCAGCUUUCGAGGUUGCUGGGCAGAGGAAGAUGGGCAGGGAACAAAUGAGAAAAUCUUUGGAACUGGAACUCACAGAGAAAAUAAAGAUUUUAUUUGUUAAGGACAACAAGAUACAAUCGAUAGAGAGUACCGCUCGAGAACCUACAUGUGAUGGUGAUCAUAGGAAUCAGCACACCCCAGAUGAAAUUAUCCGUUUUAAAGAUAACUCCACUGAUGAACAUUUGUUGGAUCAAAUUACUUCACUGAAAAGUGAUAUGGAGACUAGUCCUAUUGUUGUUGGUCAAGAAGUGGAUGAGGCAUUACAGACAGAAGACCAUUAUUCACCUCUUUGCCUUUCAGUUGAUAACCAGAAUCCUAGUAACACUAUCAUGGAAGUAGCAGGGAGUUCUCAAACAUCUGCUAAAAACAUGUGGCAAUCAGCAAGUAUUUCUAAUUCCUAUUACAGUACUACCGAAAAUGGUGGAUAUACAUCGAUUGGGCAACUGUCCCUUGGCCAUCCCCAGCUUAGCAUAGAACAUCCGACCAAUAUAAUCGGUCUAGGGAGAGAGAUAAUAGAAGCCGAGCAUGGAGAGUUGAUGCCAACAACCUUCAAUGCGGAUCAACGGGCUUCCCUAUUUAGCUCAUACAAUCAGAGUGAGAUGCUUUCAGCGUUUCCCAAGAAACCACGAAUAAUAUCUUAUCCACAGCAACACAUCAAUGGUAUAAAGGAACCCGUAUCACAAUUCUUGAUGACCCAUGAUGGUUUGCCUGAAUCCAGUAUGGUUUCCACUCAGUUGCAGGGAGCACAACAGUUAGAGCAGAGGGGGCCAGGAGAACAAGACGCAUAUAUGCACCACAUUACGUCCAAAAGCCUAUAUUCCGAUAGUUGCCCAGACCAAGCAUUUACAUCAGUUGAGCAGCUGAAUUUUCCUUCAAUUCAAUCUUCCAUGGAUACCGGCACCCUAGGGUUAAAUUGGUUUCGUGAUGAUGGUCAAACAUACAAUAAUUGGUCCAACAUUGAUCCAUCGGGCGGUGGCCAAUGCCUGGCUGAUGCUAGUAAUACUGAAGGGAGCCUUUAUAAUGUUUUGUCCAGCAAGUUUCCAACAUGCCCAUCAUACAGCAAUAGUAGCUCAGAACAAUAUCUCCAGCCUAGAAACUUUGGGGCCAACUCUAAUGCUCAAAAUAUUUAUGGCUACGUGCAGCAUCAACCUGUCAAUCCAAGCAGCCAUCAAGCAGUCGCUGUCAAUAAUCUCUCAUGGAUGAACUACGCACAACAAAAUUCCAGCCUUCACAAUCCUUUGGGCAGACCAUUGCAGAGGUCUUGGAAUAAAUAGCAAUCAAUUGAAUCCACUUUCAAGUUUUCCUGGCGUGUGCAGGCUGAAUCCUUAUAGAUUCUCGCUGUCUCUCCCUCUCUCUUACUAGUGAAGAAUCAAUUUCAUGUGGAUAAUGUGACAUGAUGGCUUCACACUUCCUAGUCUGGUGCUUGGGGAUGGUUGAUAUAUACGAAAAAAAUGUCUUGUUUUUAUUUUAAGUUAUUCCAACAUACUGUAGGAAAUAGGGAAAAUAUGUUUUUUUGGCACAACCAAGUUUUGAUUACUUGAAUGGUCUUUAUUAAUCUUCUUAACGUCACUACUCAGAUACAGCAUAGCUAGUAUUAUGUUAUUCAACUUUAUGUGCGCUAUGGACGUUAUUGUAAAUACAUAGAAGAUACCAAGAUUAUACUCAUGAAAAUGGUUAUAUAAAAAAGGAUUUGAAAUUAUUGAAGCACAA
Molecule: messenger RNA, 3130 nt
Organism: Zingiber officinale
Lineage: Eukaryota; Viridiplantae; Streptophyta; Magnoliopsida; Zingiberales; Zingiberaceae
Exons: 10
Coding region: 421-2694 (757 amino acids)
Cellular component (GO): Ino80 complex
Source: RefSeq, a predicted model, not a curated record